AUGAACUCUAAAUUGAUUAUUGCUUUCUUUGCUAUUAUCUUUGCUACAGUCUCUGCUCAAUACUACUAUCCAUAUGGAGGUUAUUAUGGUGGAUAUUAUAAUGGACUUUAUGGAUAUGGUUACCCAUCUUAUGGAUAUGCUUCAGCCUGGCCAUCUUACGGAUAUUAUUAUGGAUUUGGAAGUAAUAAAGGAAAUACAGCUGCUGAAAUAAAAGGAGACUCACAACAAGCUGGAUCAAAUAUAAAGCUCACUAACAACAUUUAA
Strongyloides ratti is the source of this 264-nucleotide messenger RNA. RefSeq lists its product as hypothetical. The record is from RefSeq and is a predicted model, not a curated record. Lineage: Eukaryota; Metazoa; Nematoda; Chromadorea; Rhabditida; Strongyloididae. The coding region runs from base 1 to 264 and encodes 87 amino acids. The transcript has a single exon.